Phycodurus eques (leafy seadragon) is the source of this 1986-nucleotide messenger RNA. It is a transcript of the gene supt3h, whose product is annotated as SPT3 homolog, SAGA and STAGA complex component. The transcript is spliced from 10 exons. NCBI's taxonomy places the organism in Eukaryota, Metazoa, Chordata, Actinopteri, Syngnathiformes, Syngnathidae. Gene Ontology annotation, biological process: transcription by RNA polymerase II. The record is from RefSeq and is a predicted model, not a curated record. Gene Ontology annotation, molecular function: transcription coactivator activity; protein heterodimerization activity. The coding region runs from base 632 to 1609 and encodes 325 amino acids.
CCUGGGAGAUGCUCAUAGGCCAUCGCCUGAGACGGCAGCCCUGGUGGAGGACAUUGUGCACGCGCAGCUUAUCACCAUGGUAACGCACUGGUAUAGCCACAUGCACGUAUAUAUAAAUGUUAUAUCGCGUGUCUUACAUUUGCCCUACAAAAUGUUUUCCUUUCUAAAAUGUUUCAAUUUUGUUUUUCUCCCCCCCCCCCCCCCCAAAAAAAGCAAUCACGAAAAGAAGGUCCAAGAUUUAAAAAUGAAUGCAUUGAGACAUUGUGACUCAGUGUUGCCCCAGGACGGACAGACUGCUACUGCGAGACACGACUCACCUUUUGAUUUUGCACUUUUCAAACGCAACAUUUGGACAUGAAAAAACAAACACAUUUUUUUCAAACAAUUGAAAACUCCCAAAAAUAAAUAAAUGAAUUUCCCCCCUCCUCCAAAAUGUUACUUUUUCUGAAAAGUCAGACCCCCCCCCAAAAAAAACUGUCUUUUAAAAAAAAUGUUUUAAUUGGAAAAAUAUAACUGGGUUCUAAAAAAAAAUAAAAAUACUAAGUUUUUUUUCUGCUUUUUCAAGGAAAACAUUUUCUUGAAAGCGAUUUGACUUUUAGCACACACACAUCCAGAGGUGGUCCUGGAUGAAAUGGCGGCCCGUGCGACGGCUGUCGAUUGCGAACACACACACACACGCAGAAUGCGGCCUUGGGUGGCUGCCCAUAACGCGCCGAAACUCCAUCAGGCCAGCGAGGGCGCCACACUUCGUGGUUCAAGGGUCAUCGCCGUGGAGGACAUCCUGUUCUUGAUGCGCAGAGACAAGCGGAAGGUGUCGAGGCUGCUGAAGUACCUCCAGUUCCGAGAUUACAAGUCGAAGCUUCUGAAGAGUCUGGAGGACGACGACGCGCAGCAGGAACAAGGGGCGGGGCCGUCGGGCGCGGUCGCCGGGGGCGCCCAGCGGCGUCAGCGCCUGGCCCAGGAUUACCUGCUGUGGUUGGACCACACGGGCGAGCUCCUGUCACUGGCCGAGCGGCAGGAGAUGGACCCCGUCAAGCGAGAGAGGCUGGAGCGUAUGGAGCGCCACAGCAGAGCCAUGGACCAGACGCAGUACGCCGAAUUCUGUGAGAGUCGACAGCUCAGCUUUGCCAAGCAAGCGUCCAAGUUCCGCGACUGGCUGGACUGCAGCAGCCUGGAGCUCAAGCCCAACGGCGUCGCCAUGGAGAUCUUGUCCUACCUGGCCUACGAGACCGUCGCCCAGAUUGUGGACUUGUCUCUGCUGGUGAAGCAGGAAGUGGUGGCAAAGACGGACGCCGUCGCGCACGUCGUCUCGGCCAGCCACAUCCACUACAACACGCACGCUGAGGUCAAGAAGGAAUCGGAUUCCCCCGAGGCCACGCCUCCCUCCACUCCUGGCUCCUCCCACUCAUCCAAGCCCCUCCUCCAAGGCAACGGAAGCGUGGACGGCGGGCGCGCGCGGCAGAGGAAACGCAAAAAGAGCUGUCCUGCCACCGUGGAACCUUCCAGCGGAGCCAUCCAGAUUUGUCACAUCCGAGAGGCCAUCAGAAGAUACAACUACAGACACACCAGCGCCUACAGGAGGAGCGGGAUGUCAUACCUGGCCUGCUGAUCACAACACAUGGAAAACACUUUUUUUCUGUCAGAAACUUUUUGUUUGAAUGUGUAGUAAACAUCACUCGUACGAAAGCUGGCGUUGCCCAAAUAAACUUUAUUGGUCACUAACACAUAAACAGACACUGAGAGCGCAAGACACCCGCUCACUUUGAACGGUGCUUAUCGCAUUUCAAACGUUGGAAAAAGGAUGCGUUCAACGAUGCUCAGUAUUUUUGAGCGCUGUUGACCAGGGCUUCUCGCUCCGUCACAAGUUCUCCGUAUCGCUGCUGGAGUUCCCGUUCUCGAUCCAUCUGACGCUCCAUGUCCUCACGCAACGCCUAAACACAUGCAAAAUUGUGCUUAAAAUGACAAUAAAAUAUAUUUUUCAAAAGA